AUGCUCGUCACUCAGCCGAUUCGUCCACGGCCGACCAAGACGCGGUCGAGAGCAGGUUCGUAUGACGCCUCCCUCCAUGGCAGCCUCAAACCCGAGAUUUCUGACAUGGGCUUUGUAAUCGAUUUCAGGAUGCAAAUACUGAGAAAGAAGUGCUCAGAGGAGCAUCCCCAGUGCCUUCGUUGUGUGCAGGCCGGUAUUGUCUGCGUAUAUGAACCGAUCAAGAAGAGAAAGAGAAGAACUUCCGCCAGAGCAGUGGACGCUCAAGACUCCAUUGCGUCAGACGACUCGAGCAGUCCGACAGGCAACACAGAUUUUCAGACAAGUCCGGAUACGAAUAUCGUCACCCCACCCGAUGCCCUUCAACUAGGCGCCGAAGAUACUCUUUCUCCAACAUCGGCUGUUGACAGUUGCUACUCUGCUUCAAUCGAAGCCGUGUUUCCCUUUCAUGAAGAUCUCGACGACACAGGCAGUUACGAAUUUGCCUUCGAGGCCUCGGAAACCUACGGGGGCGGCUUCACAAUGGUGGCGGAUCUGGGUUGUCAAAAAUCAGCCGAUAUCCACCUCCCGCUCCAUUUUGCGACUAUCGACCAUGGCUUGCAGCAGCCGGCAGAUGAUUACUUCAUGAACGCCAAAUUUGAUGUACCUUGGAACGAGCAACCCUGGUCGACCGCAUCUCCGCCCUUGUUAGAUCUGCUGCCACCGUCUUACCACGCCAUUCCCGAUUGCCCGGAGAACACCGGCUUGUUAGAUCACUACUCCAAGGUCAUGUUGCCGACAAUGGGGUUUGUUGAUGAUGUUGAAAACCCCUUUGGGAAGCACAUCUUGCCCCUUGCACAUAGGAGUUCCGCCGUUCGAAGUGCGAUCUACGCGUUGGCUAGCGCUCAUCGUGAAUAUGCCGGCCUUGAGACCACGGAGGGAUCUGCGUGUUUCCAUGAAAGGGCUGUGGCUGGUCUGUCUGCGAUUAUCGAGGAUGGAGACGGAUUUGAAGAAGCUCUGGCAACAAUUAUUCUACUAAUUCAGUACGACUUGGUGGUACAGCGGAGCUCAGCAAACGUUGUCCAUAAUCAUCUCCAGGGUGCACGUCACUUUAUUUGUGCCAUGCCGUCCCCCAAGCUUCUGAGUGUUGUAUUCUUUGAACAGGUAUUUCGCUACUUUGAUGUGCUCAACGCCCUAACGAACGCCUCGUCUCCCGUUUUCGCAGCGCCCUCAAAUCGAGCUUACACACCGAGUAGCUCGCCACCACCCGUCAUCUUUGGUGGAAUCGACCCCGUGCUGGGUAUGGCCAAUGAUCUUUGGCCUACACUGCAUCGCCUUGCAGAGCUCAUGGCGAUGAAGCGCGAGCUUCAAGCCGCCACGGCGACGGGGCAAACCUCCAAGUUUGCUGUCCUCCGUACCGAAUACCAAACGACUUACAAGGCAAUCGAGAAAUCCCUAGAGUCGUGGAGUCCGAUUCUGCCACCUGGCUUUUCUUUGGUCAACCGCAUCGUAGACGGCCCCGAAAGCGCAUCAGAGGCGAAGCUUGCCAACAUCCGGUGGAUCACGAGUACGGCACUUGCAUACAGACAGAGCGCCUUGGUAUUCCUAUACAGUACCGUUUCGGAAUACCCGUCAUCACAUCACUUGGUGCAGAAACACACGCAGGCGGCUCUAUGGCACUGCGCGGCGUCGGUGUCACAUGGCGGAACAGGACUCUCCCUGUUGUGGCCGCUCUUCUUCUCGGCUUGUCAUGCCAUCUGCAGCAGGGACCGAGGCCUGGUACGGCAGGCGUUUACUGCCUUUGGCAGCAAGACUGGUGUGGUUGACACGGAAAAGCCGUGGGCUGUUGUCAUGGACGUGUGGAGAAGAAUGGACAUGCGAGCCUACGGCAAGGAGCAGGUGGGUUCUGAGGCCUGUCCGGAUUUGUGGAGGCAAGUGGCGGCAAGCAUGAAGUUUGGCCUUGUGUUUGGCUGA
Messenger RNA from Colletotrichum orchidophilum, 1950 nucleotides. RefSeq lists its product as uncharacterized. The record is from RefSeq and is a predicted model, not a curated record. Bases 1 to 1950 code for a protein of 649 amino acids. Gene Ontology annotation, molecular function: transcription cis-regulatory region binding; zinc ion binding; DNA-binding transcription factor activity, RNA polymerase II-specific. NCBI's taxonomy places the organism in Eukaryota, Fungi, Ascomycota, Sordariomycetes, Glomerellales, Glomerellaceae. Gene Ontology annotation, cellular component: nucleus. The transcript has 4 exons. Gene Ontology annotation, biological process: positive regulation of transcription by RNA polymerase II.